Messenger RNA from Diaporthe amygdali, 912 nucleotides. Its product is annotated as hydroxyquinoldioxygenase. Gene Ontology annotation, biological process: catechol-containing compound metabolic process. Bases 1 to 912 code for a protein of 303 amino acids. Gene Ontology annotation, molecular function: catechol 1,2-dioxygenase activity; ferric iron binding. Lineage: Eukaryota; Fungi; Ascomycota; Sordariomycetes; Diaporthales; Diaporthaceae. The transcript is spliced from 3 exons. The record is from RefSeq and is a predicted model, not a curated record.
AUGUCCUCUACAGCAAACUCUGCCGUCAAUGGCGGGAACGCCAGCAAGAAGCCCCAAUAUGACCCCGAUUUCACAGAUAGCGUCAUCGCGGCAACGGGCCCCAAGGCCAGCCCACGUAUUAGGCAAAUCAUGACCUCCCUGAUUAAACACGUUCACGACUUCGCGCGUGAGAACGACCUCACUGUAUCUGAGUGGAUGCAGGGCGUGGAGCUGCUGAACCGGUCCGGGCAGAUGUCCAACGACCGGCGGAACGAGACACAGCUGCUGUGCGACGUCAUUGGGCUGGAGAGCCUCGUGGACGAGAUCACCAACAAGCUGCUGGUGGGCGCCGACUACGAGAGCACCAAGACCGCGAUCCUGGGCCCCUUUUUCAGGAAGGACACGCCGCCGACGGAGAACGACACCAGCAUCAUCAAGACCAUGCCCGCCGACGGCGAGGUCGUCUUCAUGCACGGUGUGGUCACGGACGCGGUGACGGGCAAGCCGAUCGAGGGUGUCACGGUGGAUAUCUGGCAGUGCAGCACCAAUGGGCUGUAUGAGCAGCAGGACCCGGACCAGGCGGACUUCAACCUGAGGGGCAAGCUUACCACAGACAAGAACGGCUACUACGGGCUUUACUGUAUCCGACCAGUACCGUACCCGGUGCCAUAUGAUGGUCCGGCAGGAGAGGUCUUGCAGCUCCUCGAUCGCCACCCGUACCGGCCCGCUCACAUCCACAUUAUGGCUGGCAAGGGCGCAGUGUACGCACCCCUGGUGACACAGAUCUUUGACAGGAAGACCAAGUACCUCGACAACGACUCUGUCUUCGCUGUCAAGGACGACUUGGUGGUUGACUUCAACCCAGCGAAGGACAAUUCGAAGGCCUCUUUGGAGCUGGAAUACAACAUUCGACUGGCCGCGCAAAAGGCUUGA